Molecule: messenger RNA, 726 nt
Organism: Carlito syrichta (Philippine tarsier)
Lineage: Eukaryota; Metazoa; Chordata; Mammalia; Primates; Tarsiidae
Gene: CLEC9A
Product: C-type lectin domain containing 9A
Exons: 6
Coding region: 1-726 (241 amino acids)
Biological process (GO): receptor-mediated endocytosis
Cellular component (GO): membrane; cell surface
Source: RefSeq, a predicted model, not a curated record
AUGCAUGAGGAAGAAAUAUAUACCUCUCUUCAGUGGGAUAAUCCAACACCAAACUCUUGCCAGAAAUGUCUGCCAUCCACCAGGUGUUCAGGAACAUGGUGUCUUGUGAUGGUGAUUUCAUGUAUUUUCUGCAUGGGUUUACUAGCAACAUCCAUUUUCUUGGGCAUCAAGUUGUUCCAGGUAACCACCAUUGCAAUGCAGCAGCAAGAAAAACUCAUGCAACAGCACACAGCACUGCUAAACUGCACACAGUGGAAGAGAAGUCAUGCCCAUCAGAUGAAACAUUGCCAAGCCUUGAGGCAAAGCUCUUUCAGUAGAGCCAAUAACUGUAGCCCUUGUCCAGACAAUUGGAUUCACAAUGGAGAAAGUUGUUACCAUAUCUUUCAAAUCUGGAAAGUUUGGCACCACAGUAAAGAGAAUUGUUUGAAGGAAGGCUCCAUGCUGCUACAAAUAGACAGCAAAGAAGAAAUGGAUUUUAUCAUUGGCAGCUUAAGAAAGGCCAAAGAGAGCAAUGAUUACUGGGUGGGGCUGACUCAAGAUGGACUCAGCAAACCUUGGCUUUGGCAAGAUGGCUCCACUCCUUCCCCUGGCCUGUUGCCAACAGAUAAGUCUCAAUCAACUAACCAGUUUUGUGGAUACCUCAGAAACACCGCCCUUUUUUCAGCUAACUGCAGCAACUGGAAGUAUUUUAUCUGUGAGAAGUAUGCCUUAAGAGUCUCUAUUUGA